Penicillium daleae is the source of this 714-nucleotide messenger RNA. RefSeq names its product glycoside hydrolase family 12 protein. Lineage: Eukaryota; Fungi; Ascomycota; Eurotiomycetes; Eurotiales; Aspergillaceae. Gene Ontology annotation, biological process: polysaccharide catabolic process. The transcript is spliced from 3 exons. Gene Ontology annotation, molecular function: cellulase activity. The coding region runs from base 1 to 714 and encodes 237 amino acids. The record is from RefSeq and is a predicted model, not a curated record.
AUGAAAUCAAUCAUCACCUUUUCAGCUGUCGUCUCUGUCGCAACAGCACAGGUUUCAUCAUUUUGCACGCAGUAUGGUACCUACUCAAGCGGCGCAUAUUCAGUCAACAACAAUUUGUGGGGUGAAAGCGCCGGCUCUGGAUCCCAAUGCACCAACGUAAACUCCAUCUCAGGCUCAGGUGUCUCCUGGUCCACGACAUGGACUUGGUCGGGAGGAUCCAGCUCGGUGAAGAGCUACGCCAACUCUGACUUGGCAUUCACCAAAAAGCUCGUCAGCCAGGUUGGCAGUAUCCCUACCUCUGUGCAAUGGAGCUACGACAACACAAAUAUCAACGCCGAUGUCUCGUAUGAUCUGUUCACGGCCGCUGAUAUCAACCAUGUCACUUACAGCGGAGAUUAUGAACUCAUGAUUUGGCUGGCUCGUUAUGGUAGCAUCCAACCCAUUGGCUCGCAAAUCGCCACUGCUUCAGUCGACGGAAACACCUGGGAGCUGUGGUAUGGAUCAAAUGGCUCACAGAAGACCUACAGCUUUGUUGCAUCCUCGCCGAUCACUUCGUUCUCCACGGACAUUAAGCAGUUCUUCAACUAUUUGACCCAGAACCAAGGCUUCCCUGCUAGCUCUCAAUAUUUGAUUGACUUGCAAUUUGGCACUGAGCCCUUCACUGGUGGGCCUGCAACUCUGAGUGUUUCGAAUUGGUCAGCGAACGUUCAGUAG